CUGGGGAGGCUGGGGCUGGGAAAGCCAUCGAGGGAGGAGCUGCCGCCGCUGGCGCCCAGACUCUUCAGUGUGUGAGAGCGCGGAGGCUGCGUGCGGGCUGAUCGCUACCUCCCUGCGGAGUGCCGGAGCUCGAACCCCAGCCCUGGAAACCCAGAUCUACCUCCUCCUCCAUUUCCCUUCAGAAAAGGAUAGUCCUUGAAGUAAUAUCAACCAAACAUGGCAUAACAAGAUACAAUAAGAUCAGGCAUGAACCCUCCUAUCAAGGCUGGACGAGGCAACCCAGUUGGAGGAAUGUAAAGACAUCAAAAUGGAGCCAAGUAUGGAUGUGAAUUCAGUCACUAUCUCUGUUGAGGGAAUGACAUGUAUUUCCUGUGUCCGGACCAUUGAACAGAAGAUUGGGAAAGCAAACGGUGUCCAUCACAUUAAAGUUUCACUAGAAGAAAAAAGUGCAACUAUUAUUUUUGAUCCUAAACUUCAGACUCCAAAGACCCUCCAAGAAGCUAUCGAUGACAUGGGCUUUGAUGCUCUUCUCCACAAUGCUAACCCUCUCCCAGUUUUAACCAAUACUGUGUUUCUGACUGUUACUGCUCCACUGGCUCUACCAUGGGAUCAUAUCCAAAGCACAUUGCUCAAGACCAAGGGUGUGACUGGCGUUAAGAUUUCCCCUCAGCAAAGAACUGCAGUCGUAACCAUAAUCCCUUCUGUAGUGAGUGCCAGUCAGAUCGUGGAGCUGGUCCCAGACCUCAGUUUAGACAUGGGAACUCAGGAGAAGAAGUCAGGAGCUUGUGAAGAGCACAGCAUGCCUCAGGCAGGGGAAGUCAUGCUGAAGAUGAAAGUGGAAGGGAUGACCUGCCAUUCGUGCACUAGCACCAUUGAAGGCAAAGUGGGCAAGCUGCAAGGUGUUCAGCGAAUUAAAGUGUCCCUAGACAACCAAGAAGCUACUAUUGUUUAUCAACCUCAUCUGAUCACAGCAGAGGAAAUAAAGAAGCAGAUUGAAGCUGUGGGCUUCCCAGCCUUCAUAAAAAAGCAGCCCAAGUACCUCAAAUUAGGAGCCAUUGAUGUUGAGCGCCUGAAGAACACAACGGUCAAAUCCCCAGAAGGAUCACAGCAAAAGAGCCCAUCAUAUCCCAGUGAUUCAACAGCCACAUUCAUCAUAGAGGGCAUGCAUUGUAAAUCGUGUGUGUCAAAUAUCGAAAGUGCUUUAUCUACACUCCAGUAUGUAAGCAGUGUAGUCGUUUCUUUAGAGAAUAGGUCAGCCAUUGUAAAGUACAAUGCACGCUCGGUCACUCCAGAAAUGCUGAGAAAAGCAAUAGAGGCCGUUUCACCAGGGCAAUACAGAGUUAGUAUUGCAAAUGAAGUUGAAAGUACCGCCAGCUCCCCCUCCAGCUCAUCUCUUCAAAAGAUGCCUUUGAACAUAGUUAGCCAGCCUCUGACCCAAGAAACUGUGAUUAACAUCAAUGGCAUGACUUGUAAUUCUUGUGUGCAGUCUAUAGAGGGUGUCAUAUCGAAAAAGCCAGGUGUAAAAUCCAUCCAUGUUUCCCUCGCAAAUAGUACUGGGACUGUUGAAUAUGAUCCUCUACUAACCUCUCCACAAACCUUGCGAGAAGCAAUUGAAGACAUGGGAUUUGAGGCUCUCUUGCCAGACACGAACGAGCCAUUGGUAGUGAUAGCUCAGCCCUCAUUGGAAACACCACUUUUGCCCUCAACUAAUGAGCCAGAUAAUGUGAUGACACCAGUUCAUAGCAAGUGUUACAUACAGGUCUCCGGAAUGACUUGUGCUUCUUGUGUAGCAAACAUUGAACGGAAUUUAAGGCGAGAAGAAGGAAUAUAUUCUGUACUUGUGGCCCUGAUGGCUGGCAAAGCAGAAGUAAGAUAUAAUCCAGCUGUCAUCCAACCCCCAGUGAUAGCAGAGUUUAUCCGAGAGCUUGGAUUUGGAGCCACAGUGAUAGAAGAUGCUGAAGAAGGGGAUGGCGUUUUGGAGCUUGUUGUGAGAGGAAUGACAUGCGCGUCCUGUGUCCAUAAAAUUGAGUCUACUCUCACAAAACACAAAGGAAUCUUCUACUGCUCUGUGGCCUUGGCAACCAACAAAGCACAUAUUAAAUAUGAUCCAGAAAUUAUUGGUCCCAGAGAUAUUAUCCAUACCAUUGAAAGCUUAGGUUUUGAAGCUUCUUUGGUCAAGAAAGAUCGGUCAGCCAGUCACUUAGAUCAUAAACGAGAAAUAACACAAUGGAGAAGGUCUUUCCUUGUGAGCCUGUUUUUCUGUAUCCCUGUAAUGGGGCUGAUGAUAUAUAUGAUGGUUAUGGAUCACCACCUUGCAACUCUUCACCAUAAUCAGAGUAUGAGUAAUGAAGAAAUGAUCAAGAUCCAUUCUUCUAUGUUCCUGGAGCGUCAGAUCCUGCCAGGAUUGUCCAUUAUGAAUUUGCUGUCCCUUUUACUGUGUCUACCUGUACAGUUCUGUGGAGGCUGGUACUUCUACAUUCAGGCUUACAAAGCACUGAAGCAUAAGACAGCAAAUAUGGAUGUGCUGAUUGUGCUGGCAACCACCAUUGCAUUUGCCUACUCUCUGGUUAUUCUUCUGGUCGCAAUGUAUGAGAGAGCCAGAGUGAACCCUAUUACCUUCUUUGAUACACCUCCUAUGCUGUUUGUGUUUAUUGCCCUAGGUCGAUGGCUGGAACAUAUAGCAAAGGGCAAAACCUCAGAAGCUCUUGCAAAGCUAAUUUCACUCCAAGCAACAGAAGCAACUGUUGUAACUCUUAACUCUGAAAAUCUCCUCCUUAGUGAAGAACAAGUGGAUGUGGAACUUGUACAGCGUGGAGAUAUAAUUAAGGUGGUUCCAGGAGGCAAGUUUCCAGUGGAUGGCCGUGUUAUUGAAGGACAUUCUAUGGUAGACGAGUCCCUCAUCACAGGGGAAGCGAUGCCUGUGGCUAAGAAACCUGGCAGCACAGUGAUCGCAGGUUCCAUUAACCAGAAUGGAUCCCUCCUUAUCCGAGCAACCCAUGUGGGAGCAGACACCACCCUUUCUCAAAUUGUCAAACUUGUGGAGGAAGCACAAACAUCAAAGGCUCCUAUCCAGCAGUUUGCAGACCAACUCAGUGGCUACUUUGUUCCUUUUAUCGUCUUGGUUUCCAUUGCUACCCUCUUGGUGUGGAUUAUAAUUGGAUUUCAAAAUUUUGAAAUUGUGGAAACCUACUUUCCUGGCUACAAUAGAAGCAUCUCACGAACAGAAACCAUAAUACGCUUUGCUUUCCAAGCCUCUAUUACAGUUCUGUGUAUCGCAUGUCCCUGUUCCCUGGGACUAGCCACUCCAACUGCUGUGAUGGUGGGCACAGGAGUUGGUGCUCAGAAUGGGAUACUUAUCAAAGGUGGGGAGCCACUGGAGAUGGCUCAUAAGGUAAAGGUAGUAGUAUUUGAUAAGACUGGAACAAUUACCCAUGGAACCCCAGUAGUGAAUCAAGUAAAGGUUUUAGUGGAAAGUAACAGGAUGCCACGCAAUAAGAUCCUGGCCAUUGUGGGAACUGCGGAAAGUAACAGCGAACACCCUUUAGGAGCAGCUGUAACCAAAUACUGCAAGCAGGAGCUGGACACUGAAACCUUGGGUACCUGCACAGAUUUCCAGGUUGUACCAGGCUGUGGUAUUAGCUGUAAAGUCACCAAUAUUGAAGGUUUGCUACAUAAGAGUAACUUGAAAGUAGAAGAAAAUAACAUUAAAAAUGCAUCCCUGGUUCAAAUUGAUGCAAUUAAUGAACAGUUGUCAACUUCAUCUUCUAUGAUUAUUGAUGCUCAUCUCUCAAAUGCUGUUGAUACUCAUCAGUACAAAGUCCUAAUUGGUAACCGGGAAUGGAUGAUUAGAAAUGGUCUUGUCAUAAGUAAUGAUGUAGACGAUUCCAUGAUUGAACAUGAAAGAAAAGGUCGAACUGCUGUAUUGGUGACAAUUGAUGAUGAGCUGUGUGGCUUGAUAGCCAUUGCUGAUACUGUGAAACCUGAGGCAGAGCUGGCUGUCCACAUUCUGAAAUCUAUGGGCUUAGAAGUAGUUCUGAUGACUGGAGACAACAGUAAAACAGCUCGUUCUAUUGCUUCUCAGGUUGGCAUUACUAAGGUGUUUGCUGAAGUUCUGCCUUCCCAUAAAGUUGCUAAGGUGAAACAGCUUCAAGAGGAGGGAAAACGGGUAGCAAUGGUAGGAGAUGGAAUCAACGAUUCUCCAGCUCUGGCUAUGGCAAAUGUUGGAAUUGCCAUUGGCACAGGCACAGAUGUAGCCAUUGAAGCAGCUGACGUGGUUUUGAUAAGGAAUGACCUUCUGGAUGUUGUGGCAAGUAUUGACUUGUCAAGGAAGACAGUCAAGAGGAUUCGAAUCAAUUUUGUCUUUGCUCUAAUUUAUAAUCUGGUUGGAAUUCCCAUUGCUGCUGGAGUUUUUCUGCCCAUUGGUUUGGUCUUGCAACCAUGGAUGGGAUCCGCAGCAAUGGCUGCUUCAUCUGUUUCUGUAGUACUUUCUUCCCUUUUCCUCAAACUUUACAGGAAACCAACUUAUGACAAUUAUGAGUUGCGUACCCGAAGCCACACAGGACAGAGGAGUCCCUCAGAAAUCAGUGUUCACGUUGGAAUAGAUGAUGCCUCCAGAAGUUCUCCGAGCCUGGGCUUGCUGGACCGGAUCGUCAAUUACAGCAGAGCAUCCAUAAACUCCCUGCUGUCUGACAAACGCUCCCUGAACAGCGUUGUUACUAGCGAACCUGACAAGCACUCGCUUCUGGUGGGAGACUUCCGGGAAGAGGAUGACACCACGCUGUAAAAGGCCUCAGGGUGCUGCUAGCUGAAGUUCAUGUGCACUGACACAGCACUUAGGUUGUCAUGGAAGGAUCUCAUGUCAGUCUCAUGCUCUUAUGUGCAGGAUUCUACCUGAGUUGUGUUGAUGGCAAAAGUAUCUUUCUCAGGGCAGGAGCUCUGAACCUGGCAUUAUCCAAAACAAAUUCCCAGCAGUUUUUGUUUUACUAGGGACAGAGGGUAGAGCAGCAAGUUUAGAACAAACUCUACAGUUAGAUUGCUGACCUGCUGCUAGUAUGGCAAAUCAUUAUUUGACCAAAAGAAGUGCCCAAAGACAGGAUGAUUAAAAAUGUGAAGAUUUGAGAGCGUGAACCUGAGGAUAUUCUUGAGCCUGUAUCCUUGCCCCACUGGGGAGCAAUGGCUUUCAAAGCACUGUACAGAGCAUCGAGUUUAGAAGGAAAGCAGUUGCAACUGUUUCACAAUGGAUGUGCCUUAUUUCUUGUGGGUUUGCUUUCACCUCAUAACACUUGCAUCCUUGUCCUGUAGUGCCUGAGAGCCUCCAGGAUGGCUUUUGUCAGCUUUCAAGUGAGCCAGCUUUAGGUGGGUUUUCCUUGACUAAAAUUAACUGACCGUAAUCACUUGGAGUGAGGCAGGAGGACUGCAAGUUCAAAGCCGUGCUGGGCUGUAUACACUAAGACUGUCUCAAACCAUUUUUGUAACUGACAGUUUUUCUGAAAUCUUCUCUUAUUUCAUUGUGUCACUCAGAAGACCUUAAGGCGUGCAGAGUUCCCUACCCUUCUGUUUCUCUGCUGUUGUCAGAAAUCUCACAUUCUUCCCUCAGUUUCCCUAGCUCUGUGCUGGCUUUCAGUUCUCCUCUGCUGAGUCCAGCUUUGUUCAAAGUGGAGCUUUUCCAUCAGUCCCUGUCUAGAAACUUCACAUGUGAGCCUCUUUCGCUGAAAAAUCCAUCAAAGAUUAACACUAUUAUUUUAACACAUAUGGGCCAUAUCAGAGUACCUGAGUUCACUAAAUUCUUCUUUUAGGAUACAAACACUUGGCUGGUAUAUUAUAAUUUAAUAAAAAUUUAGUUACCUCUUAUGUUUUAGAUAAUUUAUCAAAAUGAUUUUAGAAUACUAUCGUACAAAGCUGCUUUUAUCAAAAUACACAGCAAACUGUAAUAUAGAAAUAAGAAAAUCCCUGAUUCAUGGUAUGUUAUAGUCAAUUAUAUUUUUUUUUCUUGUUCAGAACAUUUGUGCUUGUAAACAAACUCCUACUCUUUUAUUUGCAUGCCAUACUUUAAGCCAAUAGCACAAUGCCUAUGAUACAUGAUUUCUGCCCCCCAAAUGUUCAUUUCUCCUUUUUAGGUCACUGUUGAAUAAAAAGUCCUUUUUAUGGAGCAGAGUUUAAAGUGAAAUGGAGAACAGUUUCCCCACUCCCCCUCUCUUCUCUCUUCUUCCUUCACACACCUACAUGUUUACACUCUUCAGUGCUGUCUUUCCAGAUUUGGAAAAGACCUAACUUCUGUCCAGCUGUCGGAGAGACUUUUGAUGAAGGUGCUAGUAAUCUAGAAAGGCAAACCUGUUUUAUUAUGUUUAAACUCUAUUGUAGACCAAUCCCUAUGCCAUCUUGAGAGUUUGAGUUUGAAUAUUUGUUUCUUAAUUCUAGAGGCCCAUCAUAACAUAACUCAUUGACUCCUAGAAGAAACAGCUAAUACUAGAGAUGUACAAUAGAUUUUUCUUGCUCUGGACCCAAAUUGAGACUAGAAGUCCCCCAGCUCUCAGCCAGUUACUCCUUCUUUUAUGCAUGUGUUAUUGAGUCCUCCUCUUGCCUCCACACAAUGUUAUAGGACAGUGCAAAUAGCAUUUCAGUUUUCACUACCAGAAAAAAAUGUGUUUGAGAGAAGCUCUAUUCCUAGGAGAGCGGGUUCAUUUAGAGAGGGGAUCAAGCACAUUGCCUUCAGUUGGCCACCCACUCUGGGUAAUGAGUUACUGUUGAGAACAGGUUUUGUAAGUGAGUGUUCACAUGUGUGUGUAUACACACAUCAUACACAGAGAGAGAGCAUACAGAAAGAAAGUAGGUUUCUAUUUGCAUCUGUUGUGAGGCUCUUUACCCUUUCCUUGCCGCUCUCCUGUACUCACCCAGCAACCAUUCUCUCUGUCAGAAGGCAUUAUGGACAUUUUGUUGUCCAGUGCUGAUGCAGACUCAGCUAGGGGGCACCUUUAACUUCACUAUCCAAAGAUGCCUUUUGAAUUUAAAGAUUAAAACACAACUAGAGAAUUUACUAUUGUCGUUUUAAAAGUAUAGUUCUUGGUGUGAAGUAGAAAUGUUGCUUUUCCUAUUUUAGUAUCGACCUUUUAGCAAGUUAAAUUUGAUGCCUUAUGAACAAAUAAUUUUAUAUUAUGCUUUAAUUUUUUAAAAAAUUAUUAUUCAUUCAGAUAUACAGAAUGUUUGAAAUAGCACUAUAGACAAGAUGUUUCCAAAAAUGUGAGUGUGCAUAUCUUUUCUGUACACAGCUUAAAAUCAAAAAGAUGUAGUAGAGGAUUUUUCCAUUACUUGUAGAUUCUGUUUUAAAAUUAUUUUUCUUAAUAUUUAUUUUACUCUAUGUUAUUUUCUUUGGAUGAGGCAUCUGGUUACAGGUUAUUCCUUUUUAAAAAACAUACAUUCCUGACAUCACUCCUUUGGAUUAUUUUGUUUUCUGUAUUUAAAAAACAAUUUAUUUACCAAAUAUAAAAAUACAGAUCUAUACCAAAUCAUUGCCAACUUUUAAACUGACUUUCUUAAGUCCCUUGGUCUGGUAUGAGUAACCAGAUAAAACAAAAAGCAUGAAGUCUUAUUUCUCAAUCACAUGAGCUUUUUAAUGACAUUGAUAAUAAAUGCCUUUUGUAGCCAGAACCAGGUGUCUCAACCUUGUGUUUUUAAAGAAAUGUUUAACCACGUAUUGUAAAACUUUGGUUAGUAUCCAAAACAGGAGCGGACAACUUUGUGCAAUAUUUCUUUGCUGUAGUCUAGUUGGUUUUUUCUCAUGCGCAUGUAAUUGAUAUUCUGCCGAAGAUGUGCCUUCAACUUUAUAAUUAUAGUGUUGUAGAAAAACAA
Molecule: messenger RNA, 7845 nt
Organism: Peromyscus californicus insignis
Lineage: Eukaryota; Metazoa; Chordata; Mammalia; Rodentia; Cricetidae
Gene: Atp7a
Product: ATPase copper transporting alpha
Exons: 24
Coding region: 308-4783 (1491 amino acids)
Biological process (GO): monoatomic cation transport
Cellular component (GO): membrane
Molecular function (GO): ATP hydrolysis activity; copper ion binding; ATP binding
Source: RefSeq, a predicted model, not a curated record